Molecule: messenger RNA, 4753 nt
Organism: Xiphophorus couchianus (Monterrey platyfish)
Lineage: Eukaryota; Metazoa; Chordata; Actinopteri; Cyprinodontiformes; Poeciliidae
Gene: poln
Product: polymerase (DNA directed) nu
Exons: 26
Coding region: 387-3695 (1102 amino acids)
Biological process (GO): double-strand break repair; DNA-templated DNA replication
Molecular function (GO): DNA binding; DNA-directed DNA polymerase activity
Source: RefSeq, a predicted model, not a curated record
GUAAUUACACCCAUGUGGAGUCAUGGACUCCAAGCAGCUGCAGUCAGUUGGAAAGUAAAGACAAUUUCUCCUGUUGGCCCAUCUGUGACCAUAACUCUACCAACGAGACACAGAGUCAUCAGACUCCUGCCAAUGGUCAAGCCUCUCUCCAGAAGAAAACUCCUCAGGCGUUCCCCUAUCAUCAGCGUUUCCAGACAGACUCCCACAGAUUGUGCCCAGACCCCCCUGCUCACUUUCCCAGACAGGUGGUAUCAUCCUCUCAGGAGACAGAAUCAUCCUUCUACCAACACGACACAUUUUCCUUUUCUCUCCAACUACCAAACUGUCUGUCUGAUCAACAAACUUCCCCUUGCAACAGAUCUGCAGGUAUAUUAAAGCCAGCUUUCAUGCUCAGUCAAUUCAAAGACGUCAAAGCCCCUGAUGAAACGCUCCCUUCGACAACAGAGCAGCCUGAUUCUCAUUCUGUAGCUUGUCACACACUAUUACCCUUCUCUGAUGAACGUAAAGAGACAGUGAACUCAUCAAGUGCACAUAAUGAAGACGAAGCUAUCUGGGAUGUUAGUGCCAAUGAGGCAGAGAGCCUUGAACUUUCAGGCAGGAGAGUAAAGUGUAUAGAGAGUGUGUCUAACCUCUCAGAAGAGGCUGCUGGUGGUGUAGAUAAACAUCAGCAAUCAGAGCUGAACACAACUGAAAAUAAAAGGGGGCACUUGCCUCCCAUUGACUUUGUAACAAAAGACGUAGGCCAGACAGUGGCUGAUAUAGCGGAGAGGAGACUCUCAGAGGGACCUCUAGUUCAGUCUGAAGCCACUACAUUUAUCCAGGAGGACAACGGUUCUCACAACCUGGAACGGUUUGGCCUCGUAGCUGUGGCGGUGGAAAGAAGGUCAGAAACAGACUUUGAGGAAAAUAUCGAACACAAACUGCUGAACUGCUUUGCUACUGAAGACACAGAUUUACACAGAAUAAACACAGAUGUUCAGAAGUUAGAGGAAGUCAGAUUUUUGCCUAAAUCUGCAGAGGGCUCGGAUGGUGAGCGAUGUCUUGUACCAACACUUUCCCUGGAGUUCGAGCCGCUUAGGUCAGAGUUCAGACCUCUCGAUCGUCGCAACAACCAGCAACAUCAUGGCAAACUGCAGGACUUGAUCACAAAUACAACAUCACUUGACAAAGAACUAUACAUAAAACAACAGACUACUGGGAUUCAUUCACAUCAUCCUCCCCUCACUCCAUCCUUUCCCCGAAAAAGAAAAUGUGAUGUUUUCCACCCUCAAUGUGUAAGUCCACUCCUGAAGAGCCAUAAAAAAAGUUGCCCUCCAAAGUGGGAACCGCCGCGUUCCUCACCAUGGACAGUGGUGGAAGGAGGCGUCAGCGAGGUGAAGAAAAUCAGACUUCAACCAUUCAUUUCUGGAUGCCCAACAUCAUCAGAAGAACAGCAGUUUAAAAUCACUCCGAAGACAGAUGUUAGGUUUAAAAUCCCUACACAAUCACAUGUUCUGGAGCAAACUCAGCCCGUUAGUCAGAGCAAACUGGAAAAAUCCUCCAAUGAAAUGAGAAAGAUUGCGCCGAAACAGAACCUCUUUGCCAAACUGUGCAAACGUAGGUUGGCCAAAUUGAGGAUCGAUCCAGCCAUCGACGGUCUAAAAGGUUUUCAUGACAUAGUUAUGACUAGUGAGCUACAAACUCACUCCAAGGCUGGCUCACACCCUACAAGCCUGACAUCCGAUGGCAGAAUAAAGGAUACUGGGAGGCUGAACCCAGAGGAGAGAGUGCACAUGCUGAAGCAGGCUGGGCAGGCAGAGGUGGUGGUGCUAACAAUGAUGUUUCAGGAUGGAGCAACUCAAUUAGAUCAUGAGCAAAAGCUCGCUCCAGCAGUGUGUGGCCUCCUUGUGCUGAUGAAGAAUGAUCUUUGCUGUGCCACACCUUGUUGGUCACUGGGGCCGAAUGACAGCCUGGUCUACUUAAAACUAGAGCACAACCCUCCAUGGGCACAACAGCAACUUCAGCACACUCAGCAGCCUUUUACCAGAGAUAUGAUACUAUGUGUGCUGUCAAGGUCAAAACUGGUGGUUUGCUAUAAAGCCAAGGAUUUUCUUCGUACAGUUCUGCUGUUAUACAAACAGGAUCUAAGCUGGAAACGAGUGGCAGGUUGUCAGAUCCAAGAUCCACGGGUUUCAGGGUGGCUGCUGGAUCCUACUGAUCCCUCCUCCUGCUUCAAAGACCUGCUUAAUAAACACUGCAAAAAGCCACGUGCAACACCCUCCCUGAGUCCUGACAAGGUUUCUCAUAUCAUCUCAAGUCUCUAUUGGCUCUUUGACCUUAAUCUGGCCUUAUGCUCUAAACUACAGAGCCAUGGCUUGUGGGAACUCUACUCAGAAAUAGAGCUGAGAAUGAUCACUGUUCUUGCUGUCAUGGAAAGCCACUGCAUCUAUGUGGACAAAGGAGCACUUAAGAGGACUUCAGACCUGCUUGGGACUAAACUGAAACAACUGGAGCAGGAGGCCCACAAAGCAGCUGGGGAAAUAUUCUUGGUGACCAGCAACGCUCAGCUACGAACAGUACUGUUUGAGAAGCUGCGCUUACAGGAGCGCUGCAAGAACAAGAAGCUUCCCAAGACCAUCAACAAACAACAACAGUCAACAUCAGAGGCAGCGUUGCUGCAGCUCCAGGACGUUCAUCCUCUGCCAAAAAUCAUCCUGGAGUACCGACAGGUCCACAAGAUGAAGUCCACGUUUGUUGAUGGGAUUUUGUCAUGUAUGAAGAGCAAGAACUACAUUUCUUCUACAUGGCACCAGACGAGUGCUGUGACUGGGAGAAUAUCAGCCAAACACCCUAACUUCCAAGCCUUGCCAAGGCAGCCGCUUCAAAUCAGCCAGAACCAGUACAUUCAAGGAAAGGAGGAGGAGGUUGUGACGAUUCAUCCUCGAGACAUGUUCAUUCCCCGGGAGGGCUGGACUUUUCUUGCUGCGGACUUCUGCCAGGUGGAGCUCCGCUUGCUGGCUCACUUCUCCUCGGACCCGGAGCUGCUCCGCAUUUUUACCGACCCGCAGGCCGACGUCUUCACCAUGCUGGCCUCUCAGUGGAAAGUGGUGGGUGUUGAUGAGGUGACUCCUGAAGACAGGGAGCAUGCCAAACACAUCGUGUAUUCGGUGGUUUAUGGAGCAGGCCGUGAACGUCUGUCAGGGAUUUUGGGGGUGAACGUUGAGCAGGCUAGUCGUUUCCAGGACAGUUUCCUCCAGACCUACAGAGAAGUCCAGGCGUUCAUCCAGAGAACCAUCCAGCAGAGCCACAAGCAAGGUUAUGUGGUGUCGUUAAUGGGACGCCGACGUCUCCUUCCCCACAUCAGCUCCCCAGACUGGGGGAUCCGCAUGCAGGCUGAGAGGCAGGCCGUCAACUUUGUGGUUCAGGGCUCUGCUGCUGAUCUCUGUAAGAUGGCUAUGAUCACCAUGUUUAACCUGGUCUCCUCCUCCAGCUCGCUCUCUGCCAGGCUUUUAGCACAGCUUCAUGAUGAGCUUCUUUAUGAAGUGGAAGACUCUCAGGUGGAACAGUUUGCAGGUUUGGUGAAAAGCACCAUGGAGUCCCUUCAGUACAUCCACCAUGUCGGAGUCCAUCUGACGGUACCCCUGAAGGUGGCGGUCUCCGUUGGCAAGUCCUGGGGAUCCAUGUCAGAGCUUCACACUCUGCCUUCUGUCUCCUGAAUCUUCCUCUGCACCUCCCACACCAAGAUAAAUGAUCUAAUCUCCUCCUUUCUUAUGGCCCGAGUUUUUUCCAUUGACCCUUCUGCUGGCUACACACUCAUGUUUUGACCCUUACUUGGUCUCUUAUCCUGUUCGUCUCUCUCAGCUUCCAGUUUCUGCCUCCUCCUUCACUCGUCCAGCAUCCAGGUUGCUAUGGAAACGAGGCAGCUGCAGCUCGUGGUUCUUGCCUCCACUCUUUCUGUUUCUGGGGGCAACCGCUGACUGGAUUGGACCAGUUCUGUUCUCUCUCUCUCUCUCUUGUCCACCUCCUCCUGUUCUCCCACUCAUUUUCACUCACGCACACAAACAUCUCGUUAGGACUAAAAAUGUUUCCUCUGCCUCGUUACCAAGGUGAAGUUUCAUGUUUUAAAGAGGUCUCGAUGUUCAUUGGUUCCUAAAAUUGGUUGUUAGUUGAGCUUCUAGAUAUAACCAAACAUUCUUUAGUCUCUAUCGUUUAUAUAUUUUUGAUGCUGAGACUUUUGGAUUUACUUAAACACACCAGAUUUUCACCCCCAAGUUAAUUUUUUAAGCUAAUUUAAAAACCAUCUUUUAUUAUUCCCAUAUUUGAUGCUCUGAUGAAAGAAGUGUAGUCCAUAAUGGAUAUUUCACAAGAGAAAUUUGAGCCCGGGGAGUGAAUAGACUCCAUGAAAUCUUGGUUCGUUCAGUUUCCAGUAAACUUUACCUUUCGUUGCCUGUGUUAACGUGAUUUAAAGCAGUUGAUCUAAUUUUUGCUCGUCUUUGAGCAUCCAUUCUUUGCUCUCUCUGGCUCAGCUUUUAUCUGCUCACUUGCCUCAAACCCACUCACCCUUUUUUUUUUUUUUUUUUGCCUUUCUCUCUUUCACUCUCACACAUUCCACAAAUGCUCACACAUUCAUCUGCUCUCUGGCACACUGACCGAAUUUCUUUUUGUCUGACAGCCACAGCAAGACUCCCUUUUUAUAUCUCCCUAUUUUCCUACUGGAUCCUUCAAUUAGCCUUGGAAAUAAAUUGGCAGAGCCCAACAUAUUCACGCAAUUUAA